UUCAAGGGAGGCGACUCUAUUGAAUGCAACAAAUUUUCUUUCCUGUCGUCUUGUUUUGGUUCUGAGCAUGAUGUAAAUAUUGAGCCAAGGACUCAAGUGUAAUUAUUUGAGUGGGCACAAAAGUCUGUCAUAGAUCUAACAUUUACUUGUAGUCCUUUGCUCUUAGAACGGUCGAUCUUCAUGUGUUGUGUUUGUCUCUGUGUUUCCCGAAAUAUGGCUACUGCAUUUGCAAAACCCAGUAAGCAAGUGAGAGCUAAACUCGAUUCAUUUGUUGUUGCUUUGAACAAGAAAGGAAUUAAGUUGCUUGCUUUAGACUUUGAUAAAACUCUUAUUGAUAUUCACUCGGGAGGCAUGUGGGAAGAGAGCACGGAUAAGCUUGUGCCACAUGUGCGACCUUGUAUGAAAGAUUUACUCGAGACUGCAUCACACAAGGGUCUCUAUGUUGCUAUUGUCACUUACCAUACACAAGGUUGGCUGAUCAAAGAACUACUGCACAAGGUCCUGCCAAAAAAAGUCGCCAACAAGAUCUAUGUCCAAGCAAACACUUCAGAUUUUGUUCAGCGACAGAGAGCUUCGAGUUCUGGAAGUUCUAGCGAUGGUUCCAGCACUGUAGGUGGCAUCAAUCGAAGUUUGAUAGUAAACCUCAAUGGCAAGGAAGCUCACAUUGCUGCUGUGGUCAACGACAUCUACAAUGAUCACAGUGUGGCGAUAAGGAAGGAAGAGAUUAUUUUAAUGGAUGAUGAUAUUAACAACGUUCGUAUAGCCAGCUCCUUCGGCCAUUACGCUUUUCAGGUUCAACAGAGCGUGGAUUAUCCUACCUUUGAAAGUUUUGAGACAAUGUUGUUAUUGUGAGAUUGUCAAAAUGUAAUGGAAUGAUUGCUGAUGUUGUUCAAAUACUUGUCAGUCAGUAGUAGACUUUAAUUGAGUCGGUUUGUUUGUUUUGUUUCGUUUGGGGGUUUUUUUGGGGGAGGGGCUCACUGAAAAUACCUUCAACAUUUCUUUGCUUUAGCUUAGUGAAAUUAUUUAUUAUAUUUGUGUGUGCAGAGGUUUACUUUCAAUGGAAAAAGGAAUAAGAGCUGUGUUCAGAAUGGUUUGUGUAUUAUCUACCCAGUGUUCUUUUGUGGUGUGAAAUUCACCUUCUGCUGAUAUUAAGUUAUGUGUGCCAAUAGCUUGUAAAAAAAGGUGCGUUUUACCAAGUUUGAACAGGCAAAAGGAUUGUCAUAGUGCAGAUGAUCAUCCUAUAAAUUACGUAAAGGUUCUCAGUUUUUCUGCUGGCUGAGGCGUAGAUUUUUUCCAUGAAAAAGGACGUGUUUUCCUAUCCUAGAGUAUUUUCUUCCUUCUCUUUUUCUGCUAUAUAUAUUAUAUUGCUUCAUUUCUUCUCCAAACAUUGUAUUUUGACUAUUUAAGCUAGUCCUUAUCUUAUCCUACUUUUUCUGUUCUUUCCCUCCCACUUACUUAAAAAGAAAAUCAGUUGCAUGUCUUGUUACGUCUUAUAAUCAGGUUAUCUAGACCAUCCUUUUGUAUUGAGCGUGCAUCUUUACUAAGACUUACUCCGUCAUUAGUCAAAGUAUUCUUGCUUGUUUCAUCUUUAACACUUUGCAGUCACACAGCCAGUAGUAAAAAAUACCCAAUCUGGUCACCCAUCCAGGAGAGUGACUGCUACGGACUUCUCGGGCCUUACAUGGCCGGAAUGGAUAAUUUUCACUGGUGCAUUAUUGGGCCAAGUGACCGCAAAGUGUUAAUUUACUUAUUUUAUCUACUUUUGAAGUAAUUUUUACAAGCCCUCAGAGUGACUGGAAAUGAUUCCACCUGUCUCUCUAAUAAUUUUGCUAUGAAAGUACCCUAACCAUGACUUAAAAUGAAUAAACGAAAAUGUUCAGUUCAUACAUGUUUCGUGCUUGCAAGAAAGUUAUAUAUUUGGAAAAUAUAUACAUAAUGUGUUGUGCUUGCUAGAAAGUUUAAUAUUUGGAAAAUAAUUAAAUGUACUUUCUGUGCAUGGUUCACUUUGAGGAAAUAAACAUUGUGCUUUCACCCUGCAAUACUG
Messenger RNA from Aplysia californica (California sea hare), 2044 nucleotides. RefSeq lists its product as uncharacterized. The coding region runs from base 181 to 852 and encodes 223 amino acids. The record is from RefSeq and is a predicted model, not a curated record. Lineage: Eukaryota; Metazoa; Mollusca; Gastropoda; Aplysiida; Aplysiidae. The transcript is spliced from 2 exons.